AUGUUGAGAAAGGAGCAGGAGGAGGUGCAAGAGGAGGAGCAGGAGGAGGAGCAAGAGGAGGUGCAGCAUGAUGACGAGGCUCCAGUAGAGGAAGUGGAGGCGGAAGAAGAGAGCACACGGGAACAGGAGGGUGAAGAGGAGACUGAAGAUGGAGGAGAGGAGACUAAGCCUAAAUUCCCUAAACCUUUUAUGUUGCCAAACCUGGUGCCCCCAAAGAUUCCAGAUGGAGAAAAGGUUGAUUUUGAUGACAUCCACCGUAAACGAAUGGAGAAGGACCUGAAUGAACUCCAGACACUUAUAGAAGUUCACUUUGAAAGCCGUAAGAAGGAAGAAGAGGAACUUAUCGGCCUUAAAGAAAGGAUUGAGAAAAGACGUUCUGAGCGAGCGGAGCAGCAGAGGAUCCGCAGCGAACGUGAGAAGGAACGUCAGAAGCGUGUGGAGGAGGAAAGAGCUCGGAAGGAGGAUGAAGAAGCCAAAAAGAGGGCGGAGGAUGAUGCCAAGAAAAAGAAAACGCUCACCAGUUUGCACUUCGGUGGCUACAUACAGAAGAUAGAACGCAGGAGUGGAAAGAAACAGACUGAGAGAGAGAAGAAAAAGAAGAUUCUUAGUGAACGCCGCAAACCUCUGGACAUUAGCAAUGCCAAUGACUCUGCUCUCAGGGAAAAAGCCACAGAACUGUGGACUUGGAUGCGAGAACUAGAAGCAGAGAAGUUUGAGUUACAGUAUCACUUUAGCAAACAGAAAUAUGAGAUCAACGUCCUGAGGAACAGAGUCAGUGACCAUCAGAAAACGUCAAAGAGAACCAAGAGAGGCCUCAGGAAGUGAAUAUGGAAGCUCUUCACUAACCCACACUGAGCUCAUGAAGAGAAACAUCCAGAAAAGCUGCACAUACUUCACACAAAGAGUAAUUCAUUUUAAACCGAUCAUUCUCACCUAUUAAAAAUGUCAGUGAAACACACAAAACAAUAAAUGAGAAAAUGAACAGUACUUUUUAAUGGAUUUUUAAUGUGAUGCUUUUACUUGUACUGAUCAAUUAUACUUUUUCUGUCUGUUUUAACAUCAUUGCUUGUUCCAUUCAUUUAUGAGAUCUUAAUCUGGGAUUGUUCAUCUCAACUUUAUUUUAUAUAGCGCUUUUACAAUUUUCAUUGUUUACAGUUUUCAUUGUUCAUCUCAGUAAUAUACUUACAGUAUGUGAGGUGCUUUAAAAGAAUCAGUAAAAUAGGUUUUUGCGUGCAAGUACACAGUAAAAAAUAUGCACAGGCAUCUAUUUGAAGUACAUUGCCAAAAUUCCCAUUACUAUACCAACAAUAUGCAAGUUUCUUUUGAAACUUCAAUAAAAACAUGAAUCACAAGGGUUCAUCUAUAGCCUGGAAAGCAUACACUAGAUAUUUUUAAAUGCACGGUGAUCAGUUCAUAUCGUUUUGCAAUAAAACAUUAAGGUAACAAGCAAAAUGAAGUUAACAAAACCAUUUCAAAAGUCGCUCCAUCACUUAACAGCUAUUUUCAGUUAAGUGUCCCCUCAGGCAUCCCGCCUCAGGAUUAAAAAGACAAAAAG
Molecule: messenger RNA, 1555 nt
Organism: Triplophysa rosa
Lineage: Eukaryota; Metazoa; Chordata; Actinopteri; Cypriniformes; Nemacheilidae
Gene: tnnt2a
Product: troponin T type 2a (cardiac)
Exons: 14
Coding region: 1-825 (274 amino acids)
Biological process (GO): regulation of muscle contraction; cardiac muscle contraction; sarcomere organization
Cellular component (GO): troponin complex
Molecular function (GO): troponin C binding; troponin I binding; tropomyosin binding
Source: RefSeq, a predicted model, not a curated record